UCCUUGGAUACCGUGGUGAUUGAACCUUUUCUUUUGCGAUGGGAAACUUCCGAAAAUUUCAUGCGAAUUUCAGUUGAAAUCACUUGAAUCUCAAGUCAGUUUUAUGCUGGUGAUGGAAACUUGAAUAGGCUCAAAGGUCAUCAGAAGCAGCCAUGGGGAAGAAGAAAGGAAAGAAAAGUGGAAAGAAAAGCGGAAAAGGCAAGAAAGAGAAGAAGGAGAAGGAGCCUCAGAUGACCAUCAGGGAAGCCAUUUUAGCUUAUCAGAUCAAUGUCAAAGAAAAUGCAUUGGAAGAGUUUAUGUACGAGAUCAAGGGACUGGAGGAGAAACGCCAGAGGAAUAAAGAGAGGAAUGAGCGUCUGAAGGAGGAGCAGCUGUACCAUAUCAAAACGCUCCUGAAACAAGCCAAGGAGAGAGACCAGGAGCUGGAGCAGGUGACCGUCAUUAACAAGGAGCAGGUGGAGGUGGCGCUGAAGGAGAAAUGGAGAUCCUGCAAAGAGGAGGAGAAAGCUAUCGAGGACAUGAAGAACAAAAUUUCUGAGACGAUAAAGCAGUACGAGGAAGACCUGAUCCAGGUGAAGAAAUGGACAGAGUAUAAGAACAAAGGGAGCAUAGAACAUGCAACGCACAUCAAACUGCUCCAGGAAGAGCUGGAGGACAUGCAGAAAAACUUUGAAGAAAUGAGAGCUCAUCUUGAGAGAACUCUAAACAUAGCCAAGGAAGAGAUUAAAAAAGAAACAACAGAAAGACUAGAUGAACAAAAAUACAUAGCCUCCGAGAAAGCGAUCAAAACUCUCGACAAGUUUAGUGCCCAAGAAGUCAUUGAUAAUGACUGGUUAAAGAAAGAGUUGGAGCUUCACACAGAAGAGACCAUUUCGCUCCAAGGGGAGGUAGAGCGAUUAGAACGGGAGAAUCUAACAGUAAUGAGCGACCUGUUUGACUGUAGAAUAGAGGAUCUCAAAAUAUCAAGGAAGUUUUACCUGACCCAGUUUGAGGAUAAUGAGGAUCUUAACGAUGGUGGAAUCUUGGAGUUUGACCUGGCCAAGUCUGCAAUCAGUCAGGGUGAUGUUCCUCCUCCAAUGGCAAUCACACAAGGACCUCGCAAGCAAAGGCCGCAGAGUGCGACCCAGAGGGCGGUAGAGCAGAAAGUUUUCUCUCUCCUACCACGGGAGCAGGACCAAGCUGCCAGCGAGGAAGAGGGAUAUGGGGAUAGGGGCGAAGAGGUCUUUGCCCAACAUAGCGGAGAGGAGGAGGAAUAUCUGGGCGGCUUGGACAACUAUCUCAACUUUGAUGAUGAAGAUUUUGAUGACUAUCUCAAACUAGGGCCCCUUGAACUCAAGCUGUUGAGCAUAGAAGGCCACGCUAAACCCAUCCACGAGCACAAGAAACUCUCAGUCAAAGAAGAGCAAGCCAAGCUCUCCGCGCCGGACGUCUGGCCGGUCACGGGGGACAUGUUGAGGUCGGCCACCCGCACUUCUAUGCAAGAGACUUGAGCGGGUGCAGACUGAAUGGAUUCAUUUAUUGAAAUUGAAACCAGUAGGUUUUAAAAUAUGUAUUUGAUCAAAUGUUCUUGUUCAAAUUUGCACCGGCUGUAUUAAUAUGUUUGGGAUAAUUAUGAAAUUGGGAACCACCGUUCACUUCGUACAGCAGCGCUUUAUCCAGUCACACCCAUUGGUUCCUUAUUUCCACCUCCAUUCACUUUGUACACAAGUGUGCACGUAAAAAACGUGUAGUUUCCCAAAACACGAUUUGGCCAAUUAUAACAUGCAACAUUUAUAUAGCGCUUAAUGCAAUGUUUCUAAGCACUGCAUACUAUAACCCCCGCUUUAGCACAGCUACUCAUAUUUAUGAUAGAAAGUUUAUUGAGAGUCUUCUCUCACCAAUGAGGUGGAUUUCAGUAUAAAAUAAUGUACAUCAGAGAGGGAAUUUAGUCAGAUUCACAAGUUAACAUUCGAUCUAAUUCAGUGGGUGAUGGCGAGAAAUGUCUUACACUAUUCAAACCUUCCCCAGAAAGCUUUCAACAUUCUUGCAUUAUCUAUUAGUGUUUAACAAUUCACAAGGAAUGAUAUAUUGCCUUAUCAUUGAUAAUCGAAUACCCAAAUAUGCAAUAUUAUGCAACCCCAAAUGUCUACUCUCUCUAAUUAUUUGUUUCCCUGACGUAGUUGCAAGCAAACUUCCAACAUUUAAAAAUGGAAGAUGAUAUGCAUUCGCUAGAAGAGCUUCCUCUGAAAAAAAAUCUAUAGCAAUGCUAUUGUAAUAUGCAACAAAAACAAUCAUAAUCUUUAUGGCAUAGUAUUUCAAUGUGUUGUAAUAAAAUGUAUAGUUAAGAGUACAGUAGUACAAUUAUAUGUGUGAAUAUUUAUUGAAAUGUUAAUAGUUUUAAUAGGAAUUCACUUUGAUGAAAAAUUUGAUUUAAUCAAAGCAGAUGAAAUAAAGAUGUGGUUUGGUGAAUAUCCGUGAAUGAAUAACAGAGUUAUGAAGUUGGAUUUCAUGACAUCCGAGACAACAGCUACUCCAUACGUCAUGUUAUAUAAAUUCAAGAAAAUGGGAUUUCGUUUUUU
Molecule: messenger RNA, 2558 nt
Organism: Lytechinus variegatus (green sea urchin)
Lineage: Eukaryota; Metazoa; Echinodermata; Echinoidea; Temnopleuroida; Toxopneustidae
Product: coiled-coil domain-containing protein 83-like
Exons: 11
Coding region: 153-1490 (445 amino acids)
Source: RefSeq, a predicted model, not a curated record